Molecule: messenger RNA, 1423 nt
Organism: Anopheles nili
Lineage: Eukaryota; Metazoa; Arthropoda; Insecta; Diptera; Culicidae
Gene: CLS
Product: probable cardiolipin synthase (CMP-forming)
Exons: 3
Coding region: 198-1250 (350 amino acids)
Biological process (GO): cardiolipin biosynthetic process
Cellular component (GO): membrane; mitochondrion
Molecular function (GO): cardiolipin synthase activity
Source: RefSeq, a predicted model, not a curated record
UUUUGUGCCGUCCCAUAUCGAUCCGCCGGCAAAGUGAAGCAAUUUGCCAAAAAGUUGCCUCUUUUUGGCCUGCAAUCAACGAGCCGCAACUGGUUCCUGCCAUCGCGCGCAUGUAUUCCAUCCUCGUGCUCAACUCCGCUGCAACCGGAACACACUCCCGAUAGGCACGCAGCAAAGGACAUCCGACCACAACGAGGAUGCUGCUUACUCUCGGCCCGCGAAGGCUCAUGGCCGUCACCGGCAGUUCUAGUCCUUUAUCGGUUUUGCUGCGACAAGCUUACCAUCGCUCUUUUAGUCUGCCCCGUUCGUGGCUAGGUCGCGGAAUGCGCCAACCUUUGAUCGCAAGGCGCCCUUUCGCCUGGCGUCACUGCUAUACGCGAUUGCCAUUUUGCUUGCGAGGUACGCUUAACACCGGUUCCCUGCUACCAGCCGGCACCCAACCCAUCGGAUAUCAGCGAUACCAUUCGUCUGAUCUGAAAAAGAAGCAACCACGUGUUGUUGCCGUCAAGUCGGUCGAAGGAUCCGAGCUGCUGCAGAACGUGCUGGAGAAGAACAAGCAGCUGUUGCAAGAAAAGCGGGACGUACUGGUACGCGACAUCCGCGAGCGCCGGGAAAAGGUGAAGGAACGCGUCGAGGAGGUGAUCGAGCGGGAAAACGUCGCUACGGUGCCCAAUCUGCUGUGCAUAGGGCGAAUCGUUGCGUCGCCAUAUCUCGGUUACGUGAUCGUACAGGGCGAGUUUCAUCUCGCGAUGGGCAUGCUAGUUGUAGCCGGUUUGACGGAUCUAGCUGACGGAUGGAUCGCACGUAACUGGCCAAACCAGGCGAGCCGGCUCGGCUCAUUCCUCGACCCAAUGGCGGACAAAGUUCUGGUCGGAUCGCUCGUCAUCGCAAUGAGCUACAUCGACCUGCUGCCACUCUGGCUCACGGCCAUGAUACUCUUCCGGGAUGUGUUCCUUAUCGGGGCCGGGUUCGUCAUACGCUACAUCAGCCUGCCACAGCCGCGCACACUUUCGCGGUACUUCGACGUGACACACGCUACCGCCCAGCUGGCACCGACCUUCGUCAGCAAGCUUAAUACUGCCGUUCAGCUCGUCGCGGUUGCGGCCACGCUUGGGGCGCCAAUCUUCAAUUACGUCGAUCACGCGUACCUGCAUGGAUUGUGGUAUCUGACCGGAUUCACAACCGUGGCGGCUGCCGCUAGCUACCUCACGAAUAAGGACACAUACAAAAUAUUGCGCCGGAAAUCGUAGCUCCAUCCGGCGGUGUUUCCGGGGCAUGAUGGCCGUAUAUCAUGGCAAAAUUUACGCCCCACGUUUUUCGAGAUAGAAUUUGUGUUUUAUUCUUUAUUUUGUGCGAUAACCUUUUGGCAUUAUUGGCAACCUGGGAACUAUUUUUUUGUGCAAAAGUGUAAAUAAAUAUAAAU